CAAUCCACGAAUCGUGGCUCUCGUGUAUGCACACUUCGUGAGAAGCAUAGAGAUGUCAAACAUUCUCUUUGUUGGUUCGUCGCGUGUCCGGCAUGCAAAGUCUGCGUUCUGAGGCACUCAUGGAUUUCGAGAUCUGAUCCAGGUUGAUCCAGGCCAUUUUAGAAAAAAAGCCACUCGCAACUCUUAAACGCUUCCACACGGUCUGCCAUUUUCUUUUCUAAUAGACUUACAAGGCGGCUUUGCGUUUUGAUUGAUCUUUCUUUCCGGCAGAGGCACCCUAGUAUCUUCCAACCCUUUUCAAUCAUUCCUUUCAGUACGAUCUUUCUUUAGGACCACACAAAGGACUUCCUGAUAAACGUUUGUCGCCUCUUGUUUGGAAAUGCCGCAAAGGGAUUUGACAUUCAACCGAAACCCGGAUUUGGUGGCCGAGGACAACGGCCAAAACCCAUUUGAAUCGGAGCUGGACGGCUCUCGCAGCGCCUCUGGUCUGUCGCUCAACUCCUUGCUGAACGACGAGAGAAAUAACCGAGAAGAGUAUGGCCAAAGCUAUGGUGCGUAUGCCGGCGACGACUCGCAAAACGGCACCCACCUGAACUUGUUGCUGCACAACACCUCGCGGGAAGAAUACGGACUGUCUGCGGGGCCGCAGAAUACCGGCAAUUUCCCCUCUGAAUUUGAACGGUAUCCCUCGAUGGCGACGUCUCGUGUGGUGUCGUCUGCCUCCUUGGCCUCGCAAUUGCACAACUUGCCUCCAAACGAGAGCUCGUUGAGCCCCGAUGAUUCCUCGGCAAGAUCUGCGGAUCCGUUGGGUACCAACAUCGACUUCUCGCCGUUUGGCGGGUACCCGGCGCUGUCAUUCCCGUUGCACAUCGACGAGAAGGAGGAGGACGACUUCUUGCACAACCCGGACCCGAUCGCGGACGCCGAGUAUGAGAAAAACCGGUUCAUGCAUGACAUGAAGCACAUGGACCGCCGGUCUUUCUACGGGUUGUUGGGCUUCAUUGUGUUUUUCAUCUUUGCUGUCAUGAUCUUUGUUGUCUUGCCAGUCUUGACGUACACAGGCAUCACGGAAGGAUACACGGCGGAGUCGUACGAGGUCUUGACGUCGUACGAGUACCCGCUUUCCGCGGCCAUCCGCACCAGUUUGAUCGACCCAGACACGCCCUCCAGUGCACGGACAAAGACCAGCAUCACCGGCGAGGAGUGGGUGCUCACGUUUUCCGACGAGUUCAACGCCGAGGGGAGAACCUUCUAUGAUGGCGACGACCAGUUCUUCCAGGCAGUGGACAUGAACUAUGCUGCCACCAAGGACCUCGAGUGGUACGACCCCGAUGCGGUCACCACUGCCAACGGAACUUUGGUCUUGAGAAUGGACGCAUACGAAAACCACGACUUGUACUACCGCUCGGGGAUGGUGCAGUCGUGGAACAAGCUCUGCUUCACGCAAGGCAUGAUUGUUGUCUCGGCCAUGUUGCCCAAUUAUGGUAAUGUAUCAGGUUUGUGGCCUGGUCUCUGGACCAUGGGCAACUUGGGGCGGCCCGGAUAUUUGGCCACGGCCGAAGGCGUGUGGCCGUACUCGUACGAUAGCUGUGACGCCGGAAUCACGGCCAACCAGUCGUCGCCGUACGGAAUCUCGUACUUGCCUGGCCAGAAGUUGAACAAGUGCACGUGUGCCGGCGAAGACCACCCCAACCGAGGAACCGGCCGUGGCGCUCCGGAAAUCGAUAUUCUUGAAGGUGCGGUGGACACCACCAUCAAAGUCGGGGUGGCCUCCCAGUCGCUCCAGGUGGCACCCAUGGAUAUCUGGUAUAUGCCCGACUAUAACUUCGUGGAGAUUUACAACAGCGAGGUGACCACCAUGAACACCUAUGCCGGAGGCCCGUUCCAGCAGGCCGUGUCUGCAACUUCGACACUCAACGUGACGUGGUACCAGUACGGCGACCACGACCACGACUACCAAAACUUCGGGUUUGAGUACUUGAACGACGACGACACCGGCCACUUGACGUGGUAUGUGGGCGACAACGCCACGUUCUCCAUCACCUCGUACGCCUUGGGCCCAAACGGAAACAUUGGAUUCCGGCAUCUCUCCAGAGAGCCCAUGUCCAUCAUCAUGAACUUGGGUAUUUCCAACAACUGGGCGUACAUCGACUGGCCGUCCAUCCAAUUCCCCAGCAUGAUGCACGUGGAUUACGUCAGAGUAUACCAACCAGAGGACGACAUCAACAUGACCUGCGAUCCGGAUGACUACCCAACCGCAGACUAUAUUUCCGACCACGCCAACGCAUACGCCAACGAAAAUUUGACGUCGUGGGAAGAUGCCGGGUAUACUUUCCCCAAGAACUCACUUAUUUAUGAUUGUUAGAGUGAGUGCAAGACGAUUGCCAUGAUUUGGCGGUAAAGCCCGAUCCGUGGGAAUGAACAUUUGAAGAAGGACAUUACAGGGAAGGCGCUGGCCGGUGCUAGGCCAAUGCUUAGUAGUGCUGGGCCAAUGCUUAGUAGUGCUGGGCUGAAAAGCCAUUGGAAUCGCGACAUCAGCAUAUCAACGACGAAGUCGCAUUUC
This is a messenger RNA of Metschnikowia bicuspidata var. bicuspidata NRRL YB-4993, 2563 nucleotides long. RefSeq names its product SKN1/KRE6 family beta-glucan synthesis-associated protein. The transcript has a single exon. The record is from RefSeq and is a predicted model, not a curated record. Gene Ontology annotation, molecular function: glucosidase activity. Bases 380 to 2365 code for a protein of 661 amino acids. Gene Ontology annotation, cellular component: plasma membrane; endoplasmic reticulum membrane. Gene Ontology annotation, biological process: fungal-type cell wall organization; (1->6)-beta-D-glucan biosynthetic process. Lineage: Eukaryota; Fungi; Ascomycota; Pichiomycetes; Serinales; Metschnikowiaceae.